UCUCUACUCCCCAUACCCUCCCCACUUGUGCCCAGGAAGCGAUGAUACAGCUGUGAACAUACACAGUUCCCAAUAAAAAGACGUUGAUACUUCAUAAAAAUGGCGAGCGUCCAGCCAGGCUAUUCUCAUGGCGACCUGCAUGACGACGAAUCACUCCUGGACGAUGACCUGAUUGAAGCCGACCACGAUAUCGAGGCCGAUGAUCCCUUACACACGUCCGACACAGCCCCUCUGCGAGGCAACAUCGCACCCGACUCUGGCUCCCGAGGCAGCCGCGUAGACGGCUAUGGCAACUACCUGACCUCCUCGAUUCCAGGUGAGGAUCGCCGCGCGACACAAAAUACCAUCGAUGAGACCGUGUGGGCAACCCUAUCGCGCGACCUGAUCGCCGUCUGGGAAAAGAUGCGCCAGGUGCUCUGGCCUAAAUACCUGCUGGGCGGUAUACUGCAGCGCGGAGGGGGAGGUAUGGGUGAUGCCGCCGAGCGAGGCGAGGCAUCUGGAUUCGGUCGCAACCUGCGCGGGUUCGUAGGUCGCUGGCCAGAUGCCGAUGUGGUUCUGCAGGGCGGUAUGAGUGAAGGGUUGCGCGACUGGGAUCUUUGGGGCCCGCUUGUCUUCUGUUUGGUUCUGAGUUUAUUCCUAUCUGUCGCGAAGGGCGACCAGGCCUCGUUGGUAUUCUCCGGUGUCUUCUGUAUCGUCUGGAUCGGAGAAGCAGCGGUCACUCUGCAGAUCAAGCUUCUUGGCGGAAAAAUCUCCUUCUUCCAGUCAAUCUGCAUCAUCGGUUACACACUCUUCCCACUGGUCAUUGCGGCACUCCUUAGUGCCUUGGGCCUUCCAACAAUUGCCAGAAUACCCGUCUACCUCGUCUUUGUAGCAUGGUCAUUGGCUGCGGGCGUUAGUAUCUUGGGUGGCUCGGGCGUGGUGCGCAACCGUGUCGGCAUCGCGGUAUAUCCCCUGUUUGUGUUUUAUAUUGCGAUUGGAUGCCUCUGUUUCAUUAGUUAAGAGUGUGAAAGUGCCCCACGUGCCCUCGCCUAGAGCGAGGGACUUUGCGCUUUUUCAUGUUGAGUUCGGACUCGAGUGGAUCGAACUCAAGCUUCCUCCGCGUGAAUUUGUGAUUGAUGCGUGUACACAAUUUUCCCUGUAGCGGCUGCUUUUCCAGAAUACCGACAUUUCUCUUUGCAUCAUUAAAUACGCUGGAUUGUUCUCAUCCUUCAAUUUGAUUACUAACAUCAUUUCUUUGGGUGCUACCUGCUAUGGGGGACAGUUAUUCU
Molecule: messenger RNA, 1268 nt
Organism: Penicillium brasilianum
Lineage: Eukaryota; Fungi; Ascomycota; Eurotiomycetes; Eurotiales; Aspergillaceae
Source: the annotation of a GenBank genome assembly